Lactuca saligna is the source of this 594-nucleotide messenger RNA. The record is from the annotation of a GenBank genome assembly. NCBI's taxonomy places the organism in Eukaryota, Viridiplantae, Streptophyta, Magnoliopsida, Asterales, Asteraceae.
AUGAAUCGUCAAACCACUACUCUUGUCAAACUUCCAAACCUGACACAAGUGGAGUUGCACGAAUUGGAUUGUCUGAGGUAUAUAUGGAAGAGCAACAGGUGGACAGCAUUUGAGUUUCCAAACCUAACAAGAGUUCAAAUUAGUUAUUGCUUUAGGUUAGAACAUGUAUUUAAUAGUUCCAUGGUUGGUAGUCUAUUGCAACUCCAAGAGCUAGAUAUUAGUUGGUGCAACCAUAUGGAGGAGGCGAUUGUUAAGGAUGCAGAUGUUUUUGUAGAAGAAGACAAAGAGAAAGAAUCUGAUGGCAAGAUGAAUAAGGAGAUACUUGUGUUACCUCGUCUAAAGUCCUUGAUAUUAAAAUACCUUCCAUGUCUUAAAGGGUUUAGCUUGGCAAAGGAGGAUUUUUCAUUCCCAUUAUUGGAUACUUUAAGAAUUGUGGAAUGCCUAGCAAUAAGGACUUUCACCAAGGGAAAUUCAGCUACUCCGAAGCUAAAAGAUAUAGAAACAAAUUUUGGCACAUUUUAUGCAGGUGAAGACAUCAAAUCCUUCAUAAAUAUCAAACAAGAGGAAUUCAAAAAAGACCAAAAUGCUGAUUAA